Molecule: messenger RNA, 1839 nt
Organism: Danio rerio (zebrafish)
Lineage: Eukaryota; Metazoa; Chordata; Actinopteri; Cypriniformes; Danionidae
Source: RefSeq, a predicted model, not a curated record
AUAAGGCGCAGAGAGAGGCAGAUUCAGGGGAGGGACGCACGCAGCAGCAGCUCCUGGUUUCACAGCUCUCACACAGGGAGAAGACACUGGGCUGACACUAAUGCUGCUGCGCCUCUGAUAAAACAAACAAACAGCCGGGGAAAUAACCUGAAAUUUGAGGGGGAAACAGCAUUGAGACACUAUGGAGAUGUCAGAGUCAGUCUCACAGCAGGAGCGGCUCCAGGCUAUUGCAGAAAAGAGGAAAAGGCAGACAGAAAUUGAGAAUAAGAAAAGACAACUAGAGGAUGACCGACGGCAGCUUCAGCACCUUAAGUCAAAGGCACUUCGGGAAAGAUGGCUGCUGGAUGGUGCGCCCUCUGCAGGACAGGAGGAAGACGAGACAACUAAACAGCUGCGGGAACAUGAGGCCAAAACCAGAGGUCUUGAGGAGACCAUUGUCAGCCUGGAGAGAGAGUUGGAGGAGCUAGAGACGGGUGUGUCUGCAACAUCCACCAAAGAAAACCUUUCAGAUGCACUUCAGGAAAUCAACACCAAGACAGUAGAAAAAAUGGUGGUGACAGAAUCUGUUAAAGAGGUCAAAGUUCACGUCAGCCCUCGUCUGGAGAAAUCCGGAGGUGUCUCUGACAUGAUGAGAGCAGCAAUGUACUCCGUAGAGAUCACAGUUGAGAAGGACCUGGUGACUGGCGAGACCAAAGUCCUGUCCACUAACACACUGCUCCCCAAAGACCUCUCGCAGCAGGGGGUCAAAGUCUAUGAGGAUGAACAGAAAGUGGUGCAUGAAGUGCGCAGUGUGGAUGGCACAGUAACCAAUGGUGUUCACCAGCUGAGCUCUUCAGAGGUUGAUGAGCUCCUCCACAAAGCUGAUGAGGUGACCAUGGGCGAGAGUAGCAAGACAACGCCACGACUGGAGCGAGGGCAAGCCGAGAAGGAGGAGAAACAUGAGAAAGAUGUAACCCCAGCUGAAGCUAGCUCUACCCCCAUCAUGGAAAUCACGGGCGUAGAAGCGAAACCCGCAGCCCCGCAGACGGAAGUGAGCGGAGCCAGUGCGGAGAACCCAGUUACAAUGGUUUUCAUGGGUUACCAGAGCGUAGAGGAUGAGGAUGAAACAAAGAAGGUUUUGGGGAUGGAGAGCACGACUGUGAAGGCUGAGGUGGUGCUCAUUGAGGAUGGAGAAGGCAAAAAUGCUGGCAGUGACACCAAGCAGGAGCAGGCGCCCCCUAAUGGCAGCCCAGCAGAGGCAGAUAAGGCUGAAGAGGCAGCAAGAGAGUCUGAGCAGCCAGAAGGGGACAAUGCUGAGGUCAAGAGCAAGGAGAAACAACCAUGCAAGUGCUGCACCAUCAUGUGAGCCCAAACACACCCUCCCAAACACGGACUUUACUGAUGAAAUGCAACAACAUGCAAAGAGAACAAUGUCAAGGCAGAGAAUAAACAUUCAGUAUCUUUUGAUAAGCUGUUAUUUCUUUAAUUGAUUUUUACCUGUUUUAUAUUUUAUAUAUUACUUUAUCUUUCCCCCAUGAUACUCUCUAACCUCAUUUCAUUUUUAUUUUGAAAUAAUUAUUAUUUUGUUUUAUUUUUUGUGAAUGAAAAGAAUGAUGUCAUAUAGAAAAGUCUGAAGAUUAAACCAAACUCAACCGAUCAGUGUCCGUUCGCUUUAAAUAGCGUUUCCUUUCAUUGACUUUAUUUGACUUCCCUUUUUGCGAAGCAAAUGUUGCAUGCACUACAAAAUUUUUUCACUCUCACAUAUAAAAAGCUCAGUUUAUUAAUCAAGUAAGUUGUGAGAUGCAUUUAAUUCAUUAUCAUUUUGUUUUUUAAAGUAGGAAUAAAACCUGUGGUAUUGAU